Messenger RNA from Annulohypoxylon maeteangense, 2084 nucleotides. Its product is annotated as MFS general substrate transporter. Gene Ontology annotation, molecular function: transmembrane transporter activity. Gene Ontology annotation, biological process: transmembrane transport. The transcript is spliced from 2 exons. The coding region runs from base 304 to 1908 and encodes 534 amino acids. Lineage: Eukaryota; Fungi; Ascomycota; Sordariomycetes; Xylariales; Hypoxylaceae. The record is from RefSeq and is a predicted model, not a curated record. Gene Ontology annotation, cellular component: membrane.
ACCGAUUUCUCAAUGUGGUGGCCAAGAAUCAUUUCUCGCAGACUGACGACGUUGACACCGAUUUUUCUGUGUCAAUCUUAUUAAUACAAUUCUGACUCAACAUAGUAAAAGUUUCCUUAACCCGUCCAUAUAUAAACUCUUACGAUGGCUCUAUUAAUAUCCUCCUCUCUCCAAGUUUAUUGGACUUUGGUUUUUAAGGGGCUUCUCAUAGGCUUGCUCAUUGGUCUUCACCCGCUAUAUCCUUGAUAUCCGGAUUAGUUAUAUACCUAGGUACCCAUACAUACCGACCGUUCAUAAAUCAACAUGGCCGUACCGGCGGAGGCCGGAAAUGGCGUAUUCGUUGAAGCCUCCGAAGUCCGUGAAGACGGCAACACCGAAAGCUUUAGCAAAGCCGAUAUCGAGCGUCUAGGUCGCGAGAGACCUGAUACACUCUCCAACUGGGCCGCCGAAGCCGGCUUCGUCUUCGCUAUCGUGUCUUCGUUAUGUAUGAGCGAGUACUUCAUUAGCGGUUUCAACAUCGUCCUACCCGCGAUCACCGAAUCAUUACAGAUCCCGGAAUCACAACAAACAUGGCCAGCCGGUGUCAUAAACUUGACUACCGCCGCCCUUCUCCUUCCGUUCGCCCGUCUCUGUUCUCAACAUGGAGGUCGAAAUCUGUUCCUAGGUGGUCACAUCUGGCUCCUGAUCUGGUCGAUCAUAUGCGGUUUCAGCAAGAACCCAAUUAUGUUGAUCGCGGGUCGUGCGAUGCAAGGCAUUGGAGCUUCUGCGUUUCUUCCGGCGGGCCUGACGCUCCUGGGACAGACAUACCGGCCAGGACCGCGCAAGAACUUCGUGUUCAGUCUGUACGGUGCAGCAGCUUGCAUAGGGUUCUAUUUCGGUAUUAUCCUAGGCGCUGUGACUGGACAACUCGCUAAUUGGAGAGUGUACUUCUUCGUCGGAUCUGGUUUCGUGUUUCUUCUAAUCGUUACUGGCUUCUUCACUAUCCCGCGGCACCUCGGACAUGACGGCCCCGAAGUUCGUAUGGAUUGGUGGGGUGCCUGCACCAUCGUCCCGGGACUAGUCCUUGUCGUUUUCGCGCUCACAGACGGAGGCAAUGCGCCAGAGGGCUGGAAAACACCUUACAUCUAUGUCACCUUCGUAAUUGGCAGUCUUCUCCUUUGCGCGGCGGUAUAUGUGCAAGGGUGGGUCUCAGCUCAACCGCUAGUUCCCAUUGAUCUAUUCCGCCCAAAGUAUAUGAAGCGGAUCUCUGGCUUCACAUUCUGCGGUUUUGGCGUUUUCUCCAUCUUCUUAUUCUAUGCUAGCUUUUAUAUCCAGAAUGUUCUGCGUGCAACCCCUUUACAGACUGCAGUGUGGUUCAUCCCGCUAGCUCUUGGUGGCUUCAUAUUAGCAAUUACCGGGGGAUUCGUCCUGCACAUAUUAUCUGGGCAAAUAUUACUAUAUGUUUCUUGCGUAGGUUACCUACUUUGCGUCAUGUUAUUCCCUUUAAUCCCAUCACAAGACGGACCAGACAAACUUUCGUCCGGUCACAUCUAUUGGGCGUAUAUAUUUCCGUCUAUGAUAUGCGGUACCAUAGGUAUAGAUAUCACCUAUAACGUGACGAACGUCUUCACCACAACUGCGAUGCCAAGGCGUUUACAGGCCACUGCCGCCGGGUGGGUGAUCAGCCUCGGGUACCUAGGGAUGGCAUUUUGGCUCGGCGUAGCAGAACUGGCCGUCUCGUCUUGGGCUCGUUCCCACCCGGAGGAGAAUCCCACUCUCCGUGAAAAGUACCAGGUCGGAUUUUGGACUGGUCUUGGUUUGGCUGGCGUCGUCUUAGCGUGUGCUGCGACGACGCGAAUUGGCCAAGCGUCAGCUGAGUUAACCGCUGACGAAAAAGAUGAAUUAGAGAAGAAUAUGGCACAGCAAUAAACCGCUAAGUACAUCUCAUUGCCACAUUGUACAUAGACAUGAUAGAUGUAAGGUUGGAUAUUUUUGAAGGGCUUACCGGAAUACCCCUCUUAUUGCCUUGGCGUUAUUGGCGGCCAUUGGACCGACACCUGUAUUAGCGAUAAAAUAAAGGCGAAUGCAUUCUAUUCCUACUACUG